CAAGUCCACAGGCUCGUUUCGGUAUUCGUAAGUUCUAUCAGCUAGUGCCCGCGCGUCUUUCGCGAUUAUCAGACGGCGCAAUAAAAAACGGCUCAUUAUUAUUCGUUGAUCAUUAAUCCUCGUAGGAUUUGCGAUAACGUUAAAAUUAGAAGUUGAAUAUUUUAAAAAUUUUUAUAAAGAUAAACUUUGAUGGAUGUAUACAUAAAAUUUUUUAUUGUGAUAUAAUUGUAACUGUAACAUGGUAUGCAUAAAUUAACAGUCAAGUUGAUAUCAAACUUUGACAAGUCAGUUAUACAUCAAGAUGUCUUCUAACUACUAAUUAUAUAGUUGGAUUUCUCAGUGUAAUUUAAAUCUUUCAUUUCGGAUUCAAAGAGCGAGGAUCAGCAAAAAAAUUGAAUGCUCCGAAUGAAUGGAAAAUAAUGCGGUGAAGAUGCCGAAGAUUAUAAUGAAUUAUUGGUGACGGUAGCAGAUACUUUAGAGUUAGUAAUAAACAAUUCAAGAUAUUCUCAUGUGAUUCUUUUAUAUAUUUUUUGAAUUAGUUAUCGCAGUUAGGAUUUAUUGAUGAGUAACCGGGACAUGUGGGCAGUGCUCUAGAUAUGUGUAAUUGAUUGCACUGAAUGAUAACGUGGAAAAACGUACCUGUGGAGCAUAAUGGCACUUAUAUUCGCUGUGAUCGUUAUCCUUAUUACGACGGUUAUGUCUCUGCCGCCAGUUAUCCGAAUUGGCGCAAUAUUCACGGAUGAUCAAAAAGACAGUCCCUCGGAGUUGGCAUUUAAGUAUGCUAUAUAUAGGAUCAACAAGGAUAAAAGUCUUCUACCGAACACAACACUUGUAUAUGAUAUUCAAUACGUGCCAAAAGACGACUCUUUCAGAACGUCUAAAAAAGCGUGCAAGCAAUUAUCUCGAUCUGUUCAAGGAAUAUUCGGACCAUCAGAUCCUCUAUUAGGAGCGCAUAUUCAAAGUAUUUGUGAAGCCUUAGAUGUACCACAUCUCGAAGCUAGGAUGGACUUCGAACCUGCAUUCAAAGAGUUCAGUAUUAAUCUGUAUCCAGCCCAAGACCAUCUGAAUAAAGCAUUCAAAGAUUUAAUGUCUUUUCUAAACUGGACCAAAGUUGCCAUAAUCUAUGAGGAAAAUUACGGACUAUUCAAGCUGCAAGAUCUUGUUAAGUCGCCACCCUCGCCUAGAACGGAAAUGUACAUUCGUCAGGCAGGUGCCGGAACAUAUCGACAAGUACUUAGAGAAAUUCGACAAAAAGAAAUCUAUAAAUUGAUUGUAGAUACAGAUCCUGCUCACAUGCAGUUUUUUUUUCGAGCGAUACUCCAGUUGCAAAUGAACGAUCAUCGAUACCACUAUAUGUUUACUACAUUCGAUAUUGAAACGUUUGAUCUAGAAGACUUUAAGUACAACAAUGUUAACAUGACAGCAUUUCGUUUGGUUGAUUUGGAAGAACCGAAGGUAGCAGAAGUUCUGAAGCAAAUGGAGCGUUUUCAGCCAAUCGGACAUGCGAUUCUCAAUCGUACUGGAGUAAUUCAGGCAGAACCAGCACUCGUCUAUGACAGCGUUCAAGUGUUUGCUCAUGGCCUAGCUUCUUUGGACCGAAGUCACGUACUCCGACCUAUGAAUCUAUCCUGCGAAAAGGAGGAGCCGUGGGAUGAUGGUCUGUCACUAUACAAUUACAUCAAUACAGCUGGAUUAAAUGGCUUAACGGGCCGUAUCGAGUUCAAUGAGGGCAAGAGAAACAAUUUCAAAUUAGAUCUACUCAAGUUAAAGAAGGAAGAAUUAGUUAAAGUGGGAGAAUGGCGACCGGGAUUAGGCAUCAAUGUUACUGACUUGGAAGCAUUCUAUGAUAAAACUUACGCCAAUAUCACGCUCGUUGUAAUGACACGUGAGGAAAAACCGUACGUGAUGGUAAGAGAAGAUAAAAAUUUGACCGGAAACGCCAGAUUCGAGGGGUUUUGCAUUGAUUUACUCAAAUGGAUUGCUGGUCAAGUGGGCUUUCAAUACGUUAUUAAGCUGGUACCUGAUCACAUGUACGGCGUUUACGAUCCGGAAACGAAAGAGUGGAAUGGAAUCGUGCGUGAACUCAUGGAAAAGAGAGCCGAUCUUGCUGUGGCUUCUAUGACUAUUAAUUAUGCUAGAGAAAGUGUUAUUGACUUUACGAAGCCGUUCAUGAAUCUUGGAAUUGGAAUACUUUUUAAGGUACCAUCCAGCCAGCCUACUCGACUGUUUUCCUUCAUGAAUCCGCUGGCUGUUGAAAUAUGGCUCUACGUUCUGGCAGCGUAUAUGCUCGUCAGCUUUACACUCUUCGUAAUGGCCCGGUUCAGCCCUUAUGAAUGGAACAAUCCCCAUCCUUGUUUAGCCGAGAGUGACGUCAUCGAGAACCAGUUCAAUGUCAGCAACAGUUUCUGGUUUAUCACCGGGACCUUUUUGCGACAAGGAAGCGGCCUUAAUCCCAAGGCCACCAAACGCGCGCCUUCUCGACUCUUCUCAUUUAUGAACCCUCUAGCUGUGGAGGUCUGGCUAUCGAUGCUGGGUGCAUAUGUUGUAGUUUCCAUGUCAAUUUGGAUUGUGGCGCGUCUUUCACCUUAUGAAUGGGUAGAACCACCACCAUGUCCGAGCUGCAAGUGCCCUCUGCAGGGCAGUCAUGUCAGCGCCUUAGAGCCAGAUAGCGAUGACAUCCCCUUACCGAGAACGGUCAACGACUUCAGUCUCUCCAACAGCUUUUGGUUCACAGUCGGCUCUCUUAUGCAACAAGGAAGUGAUCUCAACCCUAAGGCAACUAGCACGAGAAUAGUAGGAGGAAUCUGGUGGUUCUUUACUCUCAUUAUUAUAUCAUCAUACACGGCGAAUCUUGCUGCAUUUUUAACGGUCGAGAGAAUGAUAACUCCCAUUGAAAAUGCAGCCGAUCUUGCUGAACAAACCGAAAUAUCCUACGGAACACUCGAAGGUGGAAGCACGAUGACAUUUUUUCGGGAUUCCAAAAUAGGGAUUUACCAGAAAAUGUGGCGAUUUAUGGAAGCAAAAAGGUCUUCAUUAUUCGUCUCCUCGUAUGAAGAAGGAAUAAAAAGAGUGUUGGAGGGAAACUAUGCAUUUCUUAUGGAAUCGACGAUGCUUGACUAUGCUGUUCAGCGAGACUGCAACCUUACACAAAUUGGUGGUCUACUAGAUAGCAAAGGAUACGGAAUAGCUACUCCAAAAGGCUCUCCGUGGCGGGACAAAAUAUCGCUCGCUAUUCUCGAGUUACAGGAGAAAGGCGUGAUACAAAUUCUCUACGACAAGUGGUGGAAAAACACCGGAGACGUAUGUAACAGGGAUGAAAAGAGCAAGGAAAAUAAAGCAAAUGCACUUGGAGUCGAGAACAUUGGGGGUGUAUUCGUCGUACUUCUUUGUGGCCUUGCACUCGCUAUUCUGGUUGCUAUUCUUGAGUUUUGCUGGAACUCCAAGAAAAAUACUCAGUCAGAUCGGGAGGUGACAAUCCUGAAAGUAUACUUUGGAGAUUUGACUGUGAUUUAGCGGGUGAACCAGAUGUUGUAAUUUCGCCUCCCCCACCUCCACCACCUCCAUCAGCGACAGUUUCGAGAACAACGACGCUUUGACCGAUACUUGAAGAGGUGCCGACUGGCGUGCCAGCGCAAAAAGAACUCGCUACACAGACCACCGUAGUCGUCAACAUCAACCCUAAAGAGACAUGCUUAUAGCACUCGUAGUGCCCCAAAAGGGCUGAUAAUGAAGUCGCAAAAGCGUUCCGGGACCAGUGAGGAGGAAAAUGAGAAAUCUCACCGUAUUGAUGUUGAUUACCACAAGUUUAAUUAAAUUCGCAUGCCGUAACUUAAAUCACACAACAAAGCAACCGCUGCUUCAUUCAAUUUGGUUCAUUAUUUCUGUCACUAGUGCUGUUAUAAUCAUAAUUACAAUUACAAUAUUACUUUUUUUGAUAAGUUAAAAUUAGUUAUUAUUUUAAUAGACAAAAUUGAAUAGCGUUCUUUUUAUUUUAUAAAACUUGUAAAAAAUCACAAUGGUCAAAGACCAAAUUUGAUCUGCAUUAUUGUCAUGUUUCUUUCCUCGUGUAAAUAGGAAUUCUACGACUCAAUUGUAUAGCAAGUAUCUACUCGAUCUGAAAAUACAUAUAAAAUAUUUAAAUAUAGGUACUCGAUUUAAUAAUAAAUUUAUAUAA
Molecule: messenger RNA, 4174 nt
Organism: Cotesia glomerata
Lineage: Eukaryota; Metazoa; Arthropoda; Insecta; Hymenoptera; Braconidae
Product: glutamate receptor ionotropic, kainate 2
Exons: 20
Coding region: 652-3513 (953 amino acids)
Biological process (GO): monoatomic ion transport
Cellular component (GO): postsynaptic membrane; plasma membrane
Molecular function (GO): glutamate-gated receptor activity
Source: RefSeq, a predicted model, not a curated record